This is a messenger RNA of Dermacentor andersoni, 757 nucleotides long. The record is from RefSeq and is a predicted model, not a curated record. Lineage: Eukaryota; Metazoa; Arthropoda; Arachnida; Ixodida; Ixodidae.
CUGUUGGGCGACCAGUUUCUUUUGGACGUGGCUUGCUUGUUGGGCUCCCGUUGUAUUCUUGCGCUUUUUGUGCACUUCGACAUCCCGCCACUGCACUAUUGGACUAGGAAAGGUCAGGAAUUCGUCGCAGUCCGAUGUGAGGACGGAACGGCGCGCGUAUUCGACGCAUACUGCCCACAUUUGGGCGCCCACCUGGGAAUGAUGGGCCGUGUGGCGGGAGACAUCAUCGAGUGUCCUUUCCACGGAUGGAAGUUUGAUUGUAAAAGCGGAUCUUGCACCCACGUGCCGUACUUCGCCAAAGCCCCUUCUUUCGCCAAGGUGAAGGUCUGGAUGUCUAAGGAACUCCUCGGCCUGGUGUUCGUAUGGUACCACGCAGACGGCAAGGCACCCUCAUGGGACGUACCAGAGGAUAUAUUGAGCCGCACUCUGGAGUCGAAGUCUACGGGUCGAUUCGAGCACUCGGUGCACUGCCACAUCCAGGACAUAGCUGAGAAUGGUGCCGACUCGGGUCACUUCAACAAGGUCCACAAGGCGAGCAGCUUGGUCAACGGCACCGAGUUCGAGAAGAACAUGGGCGAGUCGUGGAAGGGCCGCCUUUUCCAGCACCAAUGGGUGGCUACAUGGAGCCCAAACAAGCACGAGGCUAUGGUGGUCAUUGAGGCCUUCAUAUCUAUCCUCGGCUGGAAGCCCGACUAUCUGCGUCAUCAAGUCGAGGCUCGCCAGGUACAUCCAAACAACGACCCGCCGUGGUUGCUCA